This is a messenger RNA of Cuscuta epithymum, 696 nucleotides long. NCBI's taxonomy places the organism in Eukaryota, Viridiplantae, Streptophyta, Magnoliopsida, Solanales, Convolvulaceae. The record is from the annotation of a GenBank genome assembly.
UCCACACUCAUUUGUUCAUUGAGACAAAACCACACCCCUCACUCAUCUCUCCCCCCAUUCCUGCGGCCAGCACCCAUCAAGCAAGGACAAGGAGCUCAUCAUCCUCCUUUCUCCAUUGUUGAAGAGAGCUCAACAAGGAAGGACCUCAAGGAUAGGAAUUUAGGUGCUAAAAGUGUGGAGAUUAAGUUUCAGGUAGGACUUGAAGGUUGCUGCCAUCGCCCGCUUGUUUCGGGAAGAUCAAGGAGAGAAGACGUGGUUCGUGCUUCCUCCGUUCCUGUUUUAAAAACAUUUAAAUUAAUGCUCAUGGAUAUUAUAUUUUUGAAUAAUCAUUUGGGGGCUUGUAUGCCCAUGUUUGCCAAAGUGUGGCACGAACACUUAUAUUAAAUGUUUCCGCUGCUUUGAAUGAAUAUUUUACAUUAUGUUGGUUUAUGGAUGUACUAUAUGUGAAUGAUAUCCCAGACGCCUUGUAUAGUAUGAAUGUGUUGGACUGCGGUUGACUAUUCGUACUGUACGGCGGAUUGUUGACGUGUCCGGAUAGGUCCGGGGCGUGACAUAAUUAAUACUCCUUCCGCCCGCUAAGAUGGUUCUAUCUUCCCCUUUCACCCCGUAUUAGAAGCUGUUCUCUUCACCUGAUCUGAAUGUUUCUGAUAUGAAUUUUUUAAGUUCUGAUCUGAUUUGAUCUGAAUUUUUUUGAUC